This is a messenger RNA of Aspergillus ochraceoroseus IBT 24754, 666 nucleotides long. RefSeq lists its product as uncharacterized. The transcript is spliced from 3 exons. Gene Ontology annotation, molecular function: protein binding. The record is from RefSeq and is a predicted model, not a curated record. Bases 1 to 666 code for a protein of 221 amino acids. Lineage: Eukaryota; Fungi; Ascomycota; Eurotiomycetes; Eurotiales; Aspergillaceae.
AUGUCAGAAAUGGAGAGUUCCCCGUCUGAAGUAACGACAGUCAAGCCAGAAAUUGCAGAGGAUGCUGAAAGCCUCGGAGAUCUCAGUACAAGUAUCCAAAAGUUCUUUCACUCUUCCGCCUUCGCAGACCUCACUAUAGUUACAAAGGAUCAAGAACUCAAGGUGCAUAGGUUGGUAAUCUGCGGGCAAUCCGGGUACUUCUCUCGUCUGUUUUCACGUAAUUGGAAAAAGGCAUUGUACGACUCGAAGAAAGAUGAUCCGAGAGCCAUAGAAGCAAUGAUCCAUUUUAUGUACGGAUUUACUUACGACGGAACCGGUGGCGGCCAUCUUUCUCCCAUGUUGUUUCACAUCCAGGUAUACCAGGUUGGAGACAAAUAUGAUGUUCCAAAACUCAAGGACCAGGCGAGAUGCAAGUUUGAAAACGCAAUCGAGUUGUGCUGGGCAAUGGAUGACUUCCAUCAUGCUAUUGCGAAUGCAUACUCGGCCACAAGCUUUGGGGAUAAAGGACUUCGAGACCCUCUUGUCAGAGUAUCCUUAGAACAUAUUGAUGCCUUGCUGCAAGUUGAGGAAUUCCGGCGAGUACUGACGGAAACACUGGGGUUUGCCGCUGACCUUGUCCAGACCCCCCACUGUGGUAAAUCUUGGGGUCUAGAAAAAUCGCCCUGA